ACAUGGCUGACCUGUCAGAAGACCAAUGAGGGAAAGGCCACAUUUAGCAUAAUCGAUCUGGUUUCUCUACGGCGUGUGUGAACCCAGUCGAGCUUCGCGGGCAGCAGUCGAUUCAAGAUGAGUGGGUUGCCACAGGGAAUGGCAAAUGGCCCAAGCCGGAGUGAACACUUCGGGGAAGAUGCUCAGGUUUGGGAGAGACCCUGGACUCUCGAAGAAAUGCGACAGAGCAGUGCAAGUUGGUCUUUAGCAGCUGACUCAGGGCUCUUCCUGUUUCUUCAAGACUUUUCCCAGAGAAUGCUGUCAAAGACUCAUGAGAUUGAAAAGCAGCUGGACAGUCUGAUCCGAGACACCAAGGCCACAGACAGCUGCCUGAACUCUGUCUUUAAUGACUUCCUCAUGCUCUCCAACACGCAGUUUAUAGAAAAUAGAGUUUAUGAUGAAGAGGUGGAGGACAGUGGGCCGAAGCCUGAUGCUUUGGAGAAACAGCCUGAGCAGGAGAAGACUCGAGAGCAGAAAGAGGCAGAGUUGAUUCCUAAGAUGCAGGAAGCUGUGAAUUAUGGUCUUAAAGUCCUGGAGUCAGCCUUCGAGCAUCUGGACAUUAAAGCAGGAAACUCUGACUCCGAGGACGAGGAGGCCACCGACAGAGUGGAGGCCAUCCUUGAGCCCAAGGAUCUUUAUGCGGACAGGCCUCUUCCAUACCUGAUUGGUUCCCAGGCUUUCAUGGAACAAGAAGACGUUGGACUUGGUGACCUCUCAAGUGAUGAAAUGUCAGUUGACAGUGACAGAGACAGUGUGAUCGAGAGUGAAGACGGCAAAGAAGCAGUUCAUUCAGAUGAGGAUUUCGAUCAGCAGGAAGUUGAAGUUCACAAUAAUAUUAAGAAGAAAUCGUCCAUGUUGAGUUACGACGAUGAUGAUGAUGAGGAGGAGGAAGAGGACGAGGACUCUGACAUAUUUGGAGACUCGGACAAGGAGGAGGAUGAGGAUAAUGAUGAUGCCACAAAGAACACAGGCCCAUCAUCCUUUGCUGAUGAGCUGGCAGCUCGAAUCAAAGGUGAACCAAUCAAAAAACCGGAGGGAGAUCGUGCAUCACUGGCAUCUAAGAAGAAAAGUAAAGUCAGAAAAGAAGCCAAGCCUUCAAAGUCACAGGCAGCUGAAGACGACAGUGAUGACAUGUUCAAACCACCAAAGAUGGAUUACGAUGAUGAUGACGACGACGAUGACGAGUUCUCUCCAUUUGGAGCAAAGAGUGGCCUCUUCAGUGGAGGGAAAGGCCUGUUUGACGAUGAGGAUGAGGGUGAUCUUUUUGGUGAGGCACCAAAACCUUUUGUGCCUGAAGAGACAAAGGUGAUGAAUGAAAGCACAAAAAGCAAAUCUCAAACUGCAGAAUCUGCCAAACCUGGAAAGAAGAUUCCAGCAGGUGCCGUUCAAAUAUUCCCAGAUAACAGCCUGUUCAGUUCAGCGAAGGACUCUGAUUCUGUGGAGAGCAAGGAGAACGGAACUCCAGCUCCUAAGACCAGUGCUCCUUCCAAAGCAGUUCCUGCAGGAGCUGGUGUUGGUGGUGGAGGACUGUUUGAUGAUGAGGAGGAUGACUUUUUCAAUGCUGGAAAGGAGAAACCCAAACCCAAGACGGCUAUUGACCUUUUCGAUGAAGAUGACGAAGAUGUUGACAUAUUCGGUAAUAAGCUCAGUGCACCAGUUCCAGCUCCGAGCAAGAAGGAGGCUGUCGUAGAGCAGGCCAAACCUCCCGAGAAGAAGAUGCCAGCUGGGGCUGUCUCCAUGUUUGGUCCUGGGACUAAAAGAUUGAUGAGCGAGGGCCGGAAAAAGCGACAGCAAUCGACCAGCGAGGAGUCUGAGAAGUCUGAGAAUGGGCCCACACCGGAUGUUGGGAAAACUACUGUCAAGCCUUUUCUGAACCCCAAGACCAGAGGUCUCUUCUCUGAUGAUGAGGAAGAUACACAAGUCUUUCCAACAAUUCCUAGAAGUCAAUCUAAACCUGAACCUACAAGUCAGAGCAAAACCAACAAGACCACUUUGUCAUUUUUUGAUGACGAGGAAGAAGAGGAUCUGUUUGCAUCUGCAACUAAAUCUAAACCAAAACCGAAUCAAGCUAAAGCCCCCCCACUGCAGCCCACUAAUACUGUGUCCAGCUCCCUCUUCAGCGAUGAUGAGGACCAGUGGAUGAGUUCCAAAAGUAAUGCUACAAAGCCCGAGUCCAACACAGCAGGGUUAAAGCCCAGUGCCAGCGCCCCCUCCAGUCUCCCAGGUUCCAAAACAUCUCAUAAGGGCAGCCUCUUUGACCACGAUGAGGAAGAUGAUCUGUUUGCUCCAACAAAAGAGUCAAGUCAGAAAAAGCCUCACAGAGUUGCGCUCUUGUUUGAAGAUGAGGUCGAUGAUAAUAAGGAAGAUAAAGGAUCCUUCUUUCGCAAUAAACCUACUGUCAACACAAAUACUGCAACACCAGCUGCUGCUAAAACACCUGAGGUUCCCUCUCAGUCAUCCUCCCAAUCACAGAAAUCGGAGGAGGUCCCAGUUUCUCGGACGGUGGCAGAGGACAAAUCUCCACAGCCCGAGAAGCCAGAUGCAAAGACUCCUGAGCGACUCCCAUCAUCAGCAGCGGUGUUGGUGAAUAGUGAAGUUAAAAAGAAGCCCGCUGGAGCCGUCAGUCUCUUUGGAGGCAUUAACGUUCUCGACCACAAGAAGACAAAGAACCUGUUAGAUGAAGAUGAAGGUGAUGACGACUUCCUCUCUAGAGACAGCCCGCCACCACUCGUUAAGAAGGAGGAAGAGAAAGUCAUUACAAAAACUUUUAGUCUGUUUGAAGACGAGAAUGAAGAUGAAUCCAGUUGGAGCGAUCCCAUUUUCACUAAACCUACGGGCGGAAACACACAAAAGCCCCCAGAAGAGCGACCACAGACGCAGAGCACGGGUGUGUUCCAGGACGAGGAGCUGCUGUUCAGUCACACGCAGCAGAAGGACAAUGACCCAGAUGUUGACCUCUUUGCCACCUCAGGGAAAAGCUCCAAGCCCAGCUCAGGGAAGACAGCAGCAGAAAGUCUGUUUGCAGACGAGGAUGAGGAUGACCUCUUCAGCUCCACCAAGCCAAAAGCUCCACCUCCGAUUGCAGAGAAACCCGGUAAACCUACUGACAGAGCUCCGCUGGCAAGCCCAGAAUCUGUGUUAGAGAUUCAGAAACCUGCUCCAAGCCCUGUAAAACCUAAAGAUUCCUCAUCAAGGAUUGGGAAACUUCAAGCAAAUCUGAAGAUCAACCCUGCUGCUUUGCUUCCUGGUGCUGCCCCCAUCAAGCCAGGCGCCCUAAAUGUCCUCCCUGGCAUGGGCCCCAGCUCCUCCUCUGGGGUGUCCAGCUCCAGCCUGAGUCCCAGUCCUGCCACGACUCCUGUAGGACCCCGGAUGGACAGUGAGGCAGGAGUGAGCUUUGAAGCCCCGAUCCAGGUUACAAUGCUGCAGAGCGCACAUAAGGGUCGUGCCAAAGGUGCGGUUCAACGCAGACCCCAGUCCAGAACGGCGAGACAGCAAGCUGCCCAGAGAUCUGUGGGGGAUGAAGAGGAGACCAAGAGUGGAGAUGUUCCUGCACCAAACCCCCGUCCAUCUGGCUCAGCCUUACCACACAAAUCCAGCCAGAAGCGAGCCAGUCCGACUCUACCUGACUCAUCUGCACUUCCAGCCUUGCUCACCUCCUCAUCUUCUCAACCUUCACUCGCUGAAAUCCCCCCCAGACCCUCUGUUCUCACGCUGCCAGUAUCUACAGACACUGGAAAGAAAGACUCUGGUAAGCGCAGCCUCAGUACCAAGGUGUUGCCGUUGUCUGACGUGGACGACCUUUUUGUCUCCGACAAUCUGUUUGCGGUCCCUUCAGUCACUAACACACCCUCCACCAGAGAAACCACCAAGAUGAUACAACCUCAGGCCAGUAGUGGGGUGGGACAGAAGAAGGACAACGACAAAAGCACAUUCCCAUCCAUUUUUGAUGGAAAUACAAAUGACCUUUUUCAAAAAGUCAAACCUAGGUCGACUACUAAGAAAGCCCAGGCGUCGUCCUUCUUAGAAGAUGACGAUGACGAUGACAUCUUUGGAGCGAGCAGCAGCUCCACGCCCUCGUCCACCAGCAGUAAAGAAAUCAAGAGCAGCAUUAGUUUUUUGAAGCAGGACAUCUUCCAGGAUGAAGUAGCCACUGUGCCUAAAGUUCACAAUAAGCACAAAGAGAAUCCCCUUGAUGCCAGCUUGUUCGACGACGACAUAGACAUUUUUGCUGACCUUAUGGACACUCACAAACCAAAACAGAAAUCCAAGACAAAGGGAGAGGCCAAGUCGAUAUUUGAUGAUAAAAUGGAUGACAUUUUCUCGCCAAGCACAGCAAAACCAGUGACAAAGGCUCCCAAUAAAUCAAAGAAGACGUCCCCAUCACAGGAGACCAGUGCAGCCGCAGAUUCUAGCGACAUAUUUGAUGAUCCACUUAAUGCUCUUGGUGGGAACUGAACUGUUGUUUCCGAGUAGCCCAAUUUUUACCCUUGUGGAAUGUGGAUACAUCUUUUUGUCAUUUGGAUCGCUUACAGAUUGGAAAAUCAAUAUACUGUUCAUAGAGUAUUUAUUCAUAUAAAUCCAUAUAAAUACUGUGGCUUAUCUUUUUGGCAGACAAAUGAAAAAAAGAUUCCAGUCAUCUUCUGGCAGCAUUUAGAAAAAUCCUUGUGGAAUCAGAUCAUGUUAUGUAAGAGUUAUUAUAUACUGUUAAUCUUUAUUUUAUAUGAUAGCACUUUAUAAGCAUACUGUAUGCUUAGCCUCAAAGCCUGCAGAAAUUAACAGUAAAUUGUUUUGUUUUUUGAUUGUUUAUCCUUUGGCUCCGCCUUGUUGAGAUUCCAUGUCAUUGGGUUUGUGCCAUAUCAUGGUUCUGAGAAAUCAAUGUGUUUACUUACUGUCUUAGGCAUUUUGACAAUGUUUUUAUUAAUAAGAAAUUCAUCAGUUUCUUAACUUUGGCUGUGAUGAGAAAGGAAAUUCAGUUUUAAUAACUAAAAAGGAAACAUAUUUUA
Limanda limanda (common dab) is the source of this 5042-nucleotide messenger RNA. RefSeq names its product WASH complex subunit 2C (gene washc2c). Gene Ontology annotation, molecular function: retromer complex binding; phosphatidylinositol phosphate binding. Lineage: Eukaryota; Metazoa; Chordata; Actinopteri; Pleuronectiformes; Pleuronectidae. Gene Ontology annotation, biological process: retrograde transport, endosome to Golgi; protein localization to endosome. The record is from RefSeq and is a predicted model, not a curated record. Gene Ontology annotation, cellular component: early endosome; WASH complex. The coding region runs from base 118 to 4494 and encodes 1458 amino acids. The transcript has 31 exons.